GAAAUCUACACAGUAACCACCAAAGCACUGAGCUUGCUUUUCCGCUCAAUUCACUGCCGCCUGUGCGGGUCUCGUCCCCUCCGUGGAGUUGAGUGAUGUCGGGUCCGUUGAAAAAUAGGCCGUUGUUGCCGCUGCUCUCAAAUGGCCAGGCACAUCUCCCCCAGACCGCAAUGCACAAAAGGAAGCGGACGCAAGUGCUAGCAGCUUGCGACGGCUGCCGAAAGCGGAAAGUGAAGUGUGACGGAGCCCGACCAGCUUGCCGUCUUUGCGUCUCAUCCCAGGCGUCAUGCGUAUACACCGUUGCUGAGGGAACAACUCAGAGGGAGGCUCAGAAGCGAAAGCUCAUGAAUAUUUCGGCAGCGCAUGAGAACAGUCAACGAGUUUUAGAGUUGAUUCGAGAAAACCGUGAUGGCGUUGCAGACGACAUCACGAGGAAGCUGCAGGAAUCCGACGAUCUUCAACGCUCGAUUAACUCAAUAGCCGACGCCAGUCUUCUCCUACCAAAAGUUCAUGAGGGUCAAAGAGAUUCAAGGUCUGGUGUGGAGUUGAAGUCACAGGGAGGCUGUACCACUGGGUUGUUAGCAGCGAAUCCUAAUACCGAAAGAGCCGAUGGGCGUCCCCGCCCUUCUGAUCACAUUAUGCCCGUAUCGCGCUGGACCAAGAUUUCUCAAGCCGACACAACAUUAACAUAUCUUGUCAACGCCUUUUGGACCUGGAACAACACUUUGUCACAUCUAAUUGAUAGAGACCUCUUUGUUUCCAGUCUAGAAUCUAUCGACUCCAGUGCUGAUUUCGAUCGAAACGGUCAAUUUUGUUCGUCUUUACUUGUCAACGCCAUCCUAGCCGUCUCAACGCUAUAUGCAACGAAGGCUGUACUAGGACCAGUUUCAGCAGAAAACAGAACAACAAUGAGCCGCGAUUUUGCCGCCCAUGCAUUCGAGCUCCUAGAAUCGGAGCAGCAUAUGAGUUCCUUGACUCUCUUGCAGGCUGCGGCUGUCUUGUGGACUUUGGCCAGGAACGAGGGAUCUCAUGAGUCAAAAAGUCGAUGUUUGAGCCUACAAGGUCUGCUGAAGCAGACUUGGUCGUCUGUUUGCCUGGAGAACACAAGCUACGGUCGAAUCACGUCUCCCAGAGAGAAAAGUGGUGGUGCAGAGAAGAUGCACCAAGCAGCUUCCCACAUCGCGUGGGGAUUCUACUGCUUUUUUUCAAAACUAGCCACAGUCACCUCCCCUGAGAUGCUGGUUCCAAGGCCUCUCAUUAUAAAAACAUUCGAACGUCUAGGCACUCAAGGCCAUUCCAACUCACAGGAUUCAACAUCAAAUGUCAGCAAAGAUCCUCAAGGCCUCGAAGUAUUCGUCGCGGAAUGUAGCCUUUGCGAGAUUAUUGCUCAAUUCGUCAUCGACCAUGCUGCUAAUAGACUGGAUCGUGAUCGCUGCACGGCGCUUUACAACAAACUCACUUGUUGGCAACUCUCCCUCCCUAGUGAUCUCGUGGCGGACAACAGUGUUCCUGAAUCAGUUUUAUUUCUUCGAGCAACAUAUGAUUUCAUUGCUCUGAAAGUCUUGUCCGUUUACUUGAAGCAGCCUAACACCGAUAUGCUUGACGCUCACAACGCCGAACUUGCCCAAAUUGGUCAUGCGAGCUCCAUGAUGGCUAGCCUUUGUCCCGUUGGCGGUAUAUCGAUGACGAUGCACGAGUACUGGACAGCCGAGUAUUGCUCUUUUGUUGCAAAGGAUCUCUUUCCUCGGCUCGACACGGGUGUUGCAGUGCCCACAGUACGUAACAUAAUCGGCAAAGCUUGCUGUAUCCUCAGGAAUAUGUCUCUUGCUGGAGUAUCAGAUCGCGCACAGGCAUUACUUCUGGAUAUUGACAAGGAGGCAAAGUCGUCAGGCAAGAUUUUAUCUGUGCACGGCAAGCAGUGCGCAAGAGCGGAACGUAUGUCAGCGGUUACAAUACACGGCGUGCGGGUUUUCGAUGGCGGGAAUGCCCUCAUGACCGAUUCUACAGAUGGAGCUUUCCUAGUCAAGUUCAAAGACAAGAUCCGUAGCGUUGAACUUGUGAUGAAUUGAGUUGCGGAGUAUUGUCAUAUUUGCCACAAUGAGCAGAAGCCACAGAUUGUAAAGGCAACGCUGUCAUCAGCGUUUGUCAACCUUUGUUGCACCCAAUCGUCUUUAUGUUCCAGUUCAAUGUAAUAGUUUUAUGGCUUAGACACAAU
This is a messenger RNA of Colletotrichum acutatum, 2215 nucleotides long. RefSeq lists its product as uncharacterized. The record is from RefSeq and is a predicted model, not a curated record. Gene Ontology annotation, molecular function: zinc ion binding; DNA-binding transcription factor activity, RNA polymerase II-specific. The coding region runs from base 96 to 2069 and encodes 657 amino acids. NCBI's taxonomy places the organism in Eukaryota, Fungi, Ascomycota, Sordariomycetes, Glomerellales, Glomerellaceae. The transcript has 9 exons. Gene Ontology annotation, biological process: regulation of DNA-templated transcription.